This is a messenger RNA of Morchella importuna, 591 nucleotides long. RefSeq lists its product as uncharacterized. Bases 1 to 591 code for a protein of 196 amino acids. The transcript is spliced from 2 exons. NCBI's taxonomy places the organism in Eukaryota, Fungi, Ascomycota, Pezizomycetes, Pezizales, Morchellaceae. The record is from RefSeq and is a predicted model, not a curated record.
AUGCCUCAAACGGCAUCAACCUCGUCGUCCUCUUUCGUCUGGGGCUGCAUGGUUUGUUCCAACACUUUUGUCGGCGAGAAUGGGUUCCAUACCCACUUUUCCCGAAUAAGCGCCAAGGAGGCCAAAGGCGGGGCGGGCUUACACCUUCUCGCAGCGGGGGCGAAGGAUGUAACUCCGCUAUGGCGGCGCAUUCCACUGGAGGCGAAAUACGCCUGGCCUGAGAGGAUGCUAUUGGACUCCACCCAAUGGGACCUGGUGAGGGCGUAUUUGAAGGGCCCAGAUGGUGGCAUCAAGAAGAUUAGAGCUGCUCUUGACGACUAUCUUGUGCAUUCCCGCUACACCCCCCAAGCCGCUCCUGAGCAGCCCCCAGAAAGCCCCGGAAGCCCUGCCUACAAGACGUGUGCGCACCUGGAUACACAAACGCUCUCGGGACGCCUCACGCUCUCGGAGCGUCUCCCCGCUACCGAUGAGGAAACAACGCCGUCUGAUCGAUUCCCCUCCCCGGAACUACUCUCGCCCGGACCCUGGCUCCGCAAUAAUGAUUCCGAGUUCUCCACCCGCUUUACCGCCAUGGUCAGUCCUCAAUGGUAG